Penicillium odoratum is the source of this 969-nucleotide messenger RNA. RefSeq names its product putative gamma-cysteine synthetase regulatory subunit. The record is from RefSeq and is a predicted model, not a curated record. Gene Ontology annotation, cellular component: glutamate-cysteine ligase complex. Gene Ontology annotation, molecular function: glutamate-cysteine ligase catalytic subunit binding; enzyme regulator activity. Gene Ontology annotation, biological process: glutathione biosynthetic process. Bases 1 to 969 code for a protein of 322 amino acids. The transcript is spliced from 2 exons. NCBI's taxonomy places the organism in Eukaryota, Fungi, Ascomycota, Eurotiomycetes, Eurotiales, Aspergillaceae.
AUGAAGUUGAUCCUCUCCACCUCGAAUCUUAUGCAAGGCGGCAGGCCGUCUGUCAUUCGCCAGCCGCUCACACAAAAGUCCAACGUCGAACUCAUCAACUCUCUGCGCUCGAAUUUUCUCGCGUCGCAGCACAUUGAAUCCGCCAACGGGUCCCAGGCGAACGGGAAUGGGGUUUCCAACGGCCAUGCCAAUGGAUCGCAUACCAAAAAAGACUACGGAUAUUGGACGGGAGAACACAAUGGAUCACUGUAUAUUCCUGCGAUCGACUUCUCACAGCCCGGAUUGGCAGAGGAGCGAUCUCAAUACGAUAUCACCGUGAAAUUGUUCUAUCUACCAGGGAUUCCGGUAUCUCGGCGAUGCGCACACACAAGGGAGGCGAUUGAUUUGGUAUUGAAAGAACUACACGUUGAAUCUAUCGAUCUGCUGAUUGUGUCGUUUCCGGGUAUUCUCUUCGACGCGGAUGACGACAGCGAUGAGGAGGAUGCCGGAGCCACUGGCGAGCCCGAUGACUUUGACAGCAUGGUGCAGACGUGGCGGACCCUCGAGUCGCUGCAUGAGCAGGGUAUGAUUGCCCAGCUAGGCGUGGCAGAAUUUGGCAGCGAACGAUUGGCUCGCUUUUUGCCGCACACCAAGGUGAAGCCUUCCGUCGACCAGAUCAACCUCAAAGACUGCUGCGUGGUUCCCAAGUCCUUGAUCCUAUAUGCCAAGCAGGAGCAGAUCCAACUCCUCACUCAUAAUGACUGCAAUGAUAUCCUUCCAGUGGGUAUGACGCGAGAGCUUCUGGGCCCGACGGACAAAGGCGCGGGCAUCCUAGCUUCUGCCCCUGGGGCAGAUGAUGGGAUUCAAGGAGAUGUUGCGCCACAAUGGGUGGUGAAGUACACGGCAGUUGUGAAGGAUCGCGGAGUGGUCGAAAACAAGGGCUACUUCGCUCUUGCAGAUGUUGGUACAUGCAUCAAUUCGCGGCCGUGA